CGGGGUUUUUCGUUGAAAGAGGUGGUAUUGAAUUGUAUUGAAAACAAUUUUUGGCGGCUGUUGAAGAACUCUGGCUUCUAUCAUAAAAAGCCUUACAGCCAUGAAGUAUGUGUUAGUGUCGGGCGGGGUGAUCAGUGGAAUUGGUAAGGGGGUCAUCGCCAGCAGUCUGGGUAUGAUCCUCAAGUCGGGUGGUAUCAGGGUAACCUCCAUCAAGAUUGACCCCUACAUCAACAUAGACGCCGGAACAUUCUCUCCUUAUGAACAUGGUGAAGUUUUUGUUCUGGAUGAUGGUGGCGAGGUUGACCUUGACCUCGGUAACUACGAGAGAUUCCUUGACAUUACUCUUCACCGUGACAACAACAUCACCACAGGCAAAAUUUACCAGCAUGUUAUAAAUAGAGAGAGGAGGGGAGACUACCUAGGGAAAACUGUGCAAGUUGUCCCACACAUUACUGAUGCUGUCCAGGAGUGGGUAGAACGAGUUGCUAAAAUACCAGUGGACGGGGAUAAUAAAACACCAGAAGUUUGUAUCGUAGAGCUGGGAGGGACUAUAGGAGACAUAGAGGGUAUGCCGUUCAUUGAAGCGUUCCGUCAGUUUUUCCAUUUCCGGGUCAAGCGGGAGGAUUAUUGCUGUGUACAUGUCAGUCUUGUUCCCCAGCCAGGAACUACAGGAGAACAAAAAACCAAGCCAACCCAACAAAGUGUGAGAGAGCUGAGAGGUUUAGGUCUCUCUCCAGAUUUAAUUGUGUGCCGAUGUCAGAGUCCUGUAGCAGAAAGUGUUAAAUCUAAAAUCUCCCUGUUUUGUCAUGUGGAACCUCAACAGGUAUUUUCAAUACAUGAUGUGUCUUCUAUAUACCGAGUCCCCCUACUGCUCACAGAACAGGGUGUGUCUGAGUACCUCAUGAAGCGGCUCCAACUCAAGUACCCCUCCCCACACAAUAACCGCUGGAUGUUACGGUGGAAAGACCUCGCCAAAAGACAUGAUCAACUGUUGAGGGAGGUAACCAUUGCUUUAGUGGGUAAAUACACCCAGUUAGAAGAUGCCUAUGCUUCUGUCAUCAAGGCUCUACAACACAGCGCUCUGUGUGUCAGCCACAGACUUAACCUCAGGUAUAUAGAAGCAGCAGACCUGGAGAUGGACAUGCUGAAACAAAAUCCCUCCAAGUACCACGAAGCCUGGCAUCAACUGGUGUCUGCAGAUGGUAUACUUGUGCCAGGUGGAUUUGGAAUCAGAGGGACAGAGGGGAAAAUACUGGCAGCCAACUGGGCAAGAACAAAAAAUAUACCCUUCUUGGGAGUGUGCCUUGGGUUGCAGUGUGCUGUGAUUGAGUUUGCUCGUAAUGCACUCGGCUGGGAGGGGGCUCAUUCCACAGAACUGGAUCCUGCCACUAAAUACCCUGUGGUAAUUGACAUGCCAGAACACAAUACAGGACAGAUGGGCGGAACCAUGAGACUAGGAAAACGCAAGACUCUCUUCAAUGCCAAGACCUGUAUAACAAAAAAGUUGUAUGGAAAUAAAGAAUAUGUUGAAGAGAGACAUAGACACAGAUAUGAGGUAAACCCUAAGUACAUACAGACCUUUGAAGAUGCUGGGAUGAAGUUUGUUGGUCGCAGUGUGGAUGGAGAGAGAAUGGAAAUUAUGGAAUUAGAUGGUCACCAGUACUUUGUUGGGGUCCAGUAUCACCCUGAGUAUAUUUCCCGCCCCAUGAAGCCCUCUCCCCCAUACCUUGGCCUCCUGCUUGCUGCCACGGGAAAGAUGCAGGCGUACCGAACACGAGGGUACAGACUGUCCCCCCACUUAUCCUACAGUGAGGGAAACGACUCGGAGGACGAGGAAAUAUCAGAAAUUGUCAAGAAUCUCAGUACAGAGGAUGCAUUCGAAGUCUCAGCCAAUCAAACGAGCACCAGUGAACAAUCUUAGUCAUGUGUGUCAAUAGCCAUAUCACGAUAGUUUCCAAGUAAUAAUUUACAUUCCCUUCAUUGUCCUGGCAUUAUUUAUGCUGAUGAGCCUAUAUCAUGUUGUUAUUAGGUUCUAAAAGAGUUUUUUUUAUAAUUUUAUAAUGUAAAUCACCAUAAGACAUGUUUGAAUUAUACUCACUUCAUUGAAGGGUAAAUAGAAUGUGAUUAAAGCAGAAUGCAGCUGUUAUGUGAAAACUUUUAGGCACACUGUUUAUGUGCAAGAAUUUUCAUAUCAAAUCAAAGAGGUGAAAUUAUAAAGUCUGCAUACUAAAUAUAUGAAAGGUCUGAAAAAAUAUAGAUAGAACAACCUGAGCUGCCCCUAAUGGUUUUCUAAAGGCAUUACUGUAUAUUGUCAUAAUUGGUGCACAAAGUGCUAUUUUGUUUUGUUUUGUUCUGUUUUAAUUAGGUGUAGCAUGCUUAAUAUUAUUAGUCUUGGAACACAUUAUUUAGUAUUUAUGUCAUAUACAUGUACAUGCAUACUGACAUAUCACAUUCGACUGGAUCUGUUUUUCUACAGGAAUAAUAUAGGAAAUUGUAGGUUCAGAUGAUUUGGUAUGAACACUGCACACGAGCUUUUGGCAAGUAAUUUGUUGUACAGCGAUUUAUACCGUGAGCAUUAGGUACAAACUUACUGUAAUGUAGGUAUAUGUACAUGUACUAGUUUUGAAAUAAGCUUUUUGAAGUGCAUUUAUUUGGGCAUUAUUUUAAAGAGAUUAAAAACAUUUUUUUUGCACCAUAUAUCAAAAUUCUCAUUUAUAAAUACUUAAUAUUCUCCAGAAAUAAAUUUUACAUACAUGUGGAAUAAAAAAAAUACUGUUUAAAAUGAAAAAAAAAACAUACAGUACAGUUCAUAUUCAAAAUGCAUUUAAAUGUUUACGGGUAGUUAGACCUUUAUGUCAUAUCAGGUUUUGUGCUUCAUCAUAAUACUAUCCAGGAUUCUUCUGUAUUGUCAUAUACAUAUAAAUUUUUUGUUGGAUUUAUAGUGUGAUGUACACCAUUCAUUUAAAUGUUGUCAUAUACUUAAUCUGACCGUCAAUUUCAAUUUCAUAUACCCGAGAAAAUUAUUAUCAAUAAUUUCCUGAAAAGCACCAUUUGGGAAAUCAAAUCACUGGCUUUUAUAUUUUCGUUUGCUUAAAAUUCCAUGCUAAAACUUUGGAAGAAAGUCCAAUUGGUAAGUCAUGAUCAAUCGAUUUGACGUCUGCAAAUCAUUUUGUAUUAUCAAGUUAAAUAAAUUUACAGUAGUCUGCAAAUGCACAUUGUAAUAUUCUUAGGCAUCUCCACAAGAAUUGUUUCCCUAGGCCUCCUACAAAUAUUAUACAUGUAUUCUUAUGUGUUCUUUUGAAGUGUACCUUUGUUUUAUAAUGGUAUUUA
Messenger RNA from Saccostrea cuccullata (small rock oyster), 3330 nucleotides. Its product is annotated as CTP synthase 1-like. Gene Ontology annotation, cellular component: cytoophidium; cytoplasm. Bases 101 to 1921 code for a protein of 606 amino acids. Gene Ontology annotation, molecular function: CTP synthase activity; identical protein binding. Gene Ontology annotation, biological process: CTP biosynthetic process; pyrimidine nucleobase biosynthetic process. The record is from RefSeq and is a predicted model, not a curated record. NCBI's taxonomy places the organism in Eukaryota, Metazoa, Mollusca, Bivalvia, Ostreida, Ostreidae. The transcript is spliced from 16 exons.